Messenger RNA from Dendrobium catenatum, 441 nucleotides. Its product is annotated as vacuolar sorting protein 39-like. Gene Ontology annotation, cellular component: membrane; cytoplasm. The annotation marks the transcript as partial. NCBI's taxonomy places the organism in Eukaryota, Viridiplantae, Streptophyta, Magnoliopsida, Asparagales, Orchidaceae. The record is from RefSeq and is a predicted model, not a curated record. The transcript has a single exon. Gene Ontology annotation, biological process: endosomal vesicle fusion; vesicle-mediated transport; autophagy.
CAAGAUGACAGGAUAUGUUGGUCUGAGGCCCCCAGCUCUAUUGUCAUCCACAAGCCAUAUGGAUUAGCUCACCUACCUAGGCAUGUUGAGAUACGCUGUCUUUAUGCUCCGUAUCCUUUGGUUCAGACAAUUGUUCUCAGGGAUGUUCAUCUCCUUCAACAAAGUAAUAACUGUGUGAUUGCUGCAGUAGGAAGAUCAAUUUAUGGUCUCUUGCCUGUUCCUGUUGGUGCCCAGAUUGUACAGUUGACAGCAUCUGGGAAUUUCGUGGGGGCAUUAGCUUUGUGUAAGCUACUUCCACCAGAGGAUUCUAGCCUUCGAACAGCAAAAGAAGCCUCUAUACAUAUAAGGUAUGGGCAUUAUCUGUUUGAUGAUGGGAGCUAUGAGGACUCCAUGGAUCAGUUCUUGACUUCCCAAGUGGAUAUAACAUAUGUAUUAUCUUUA